Molecule: messenger RNA, 2568 nt
Organism: Budorcas taxicolor (takin)
Lineage: Eukaryota; Metazoa; Chordata; Mammalia; Artiodactyla; Bovidae
Gene: ST14
Product: ST14 transmembrane serine protease matriptase
Exons: 19
Coding region: 1-2568 (855 amino acids)
Biological process (GO): acrosome reaction; proteolysis
Cellular component (GO): membrane
Molecular function (GO): serine-type endopeptidase activity; protein binding
Source: RefSeq, a predicted model, not a curated record
AUGAAGAACGAGCGGGCGCGCAGGGGCGCAGGCGGCUCCGGUGCCCUCGGCGCUGGACUCAAGUACACCUCGCGGCCGGAGAAUAUGAAUGGCUGUGAGGAAGGCGUGGAGUUCUUGCCGGCCAACAACAGCAGGAAGGUGGAGAAGGGCGGCCCGCGGCGGUGGGUGGUGCUGGUGGCCGUGCUGGCUGCCUUCCUGGCGCUGUCCCUCCUGGCGGGGCUCCUGGCAUGGCGCUUCCAGGACCGGAAUGUGCGAGUCCAGAAGAUCUUCAAUGGCUACCUGAGUGUCCGGAACGAGAACUUCCUGGAUGCCUACGAGAACUCCAACUCCACUGAGUUUGCAAACCUGGCCAAGAAGGUGAAGGAGGCGUUGAAGUUCUUAUACAGUGGGAUCCCGGUCCUGGGCCCCUACUACAAGACAUCGACUGUGACCGCCUUCAGCGAGGGCAGCGUCAUUGCCUACUACUGGUCAGAGUUCGACAUCCCCAAGCACCUGGUGAAGGAAGCUGAGCAGGCCAUGGCGGAGAAGCGCAUGGUCACAGUGCCGCCCCGAGCCCGUUCCAUGAGCUCCUUCGUGAUGACCUCGGUGGUGGCCUUCCCCAGUGACCCCAGAAUAGUACAGAACACCCGGGACAACAGCUGCAGCUUUGCCCUGCACGCCCAGGGCAGCGAGCCCACCCGCUUCAGCACACCCGGCUUCCCCGACAGCCCCUACCCAUCUCACGCCCGCUGCCAGUGGACACUGCGGGGGGACGCUGACUCCGUGCUGAGCCUCACCUUCCGCAGCUUCGAUGUUGCCACCUGUGAUGAACGUGGCAGUGACCUGGUCACGGUGUAUGACACCCUGAGCCCUGUGGAACCCCGAGCCGUGGUGCAGCUAUGUGGGACCUACCCUCCCUCCUACAACCUGACCUUCCUCUCCUCCCAGAACGUCCUGCUCAUCACGCUGGUGACCAGCACUGAGCGCAGGCACCCCGGCUUCGAGGCUGUGUUCUUCCAGCUGCCCCGGAUGAGCAGCUGUGGAGGCUACUUGCGGGCAGCCCAGGGGACAUUUAACAGCCCCUACUAUCCAGGCCACUACCCGCCCAAUGUCAACUGUACCUGGCACAUUGAGGUGCCCAACAACAAAAACGUGAAGGUGCGCUUCAAAGCCUUCUUCCUGCAGGAGCCCAAUGUCCCUGUGGGCUCCUGCACCAAGGACUACGUGGAGAUCAAUGGGGAGAAGUACUGUGGGGAGAGGCCACAGUUUGUCACCAGCAGCAGGAGCAACAAAAUCACUGUCCACUUCCACUCGGACCAGUCCUACACUGACACCGGAUUCCUGGCGGAGUUCCUGUCCUUCGAUGCCCGUGACCCGUGCCCGGGCAGUUUCAUGUGUAACACGGGGCGGUGUAUCCGGAAGGAACUUCGCUGUGACGGCUGGGCCGACUGCACUGACUACAGUGAUGAGCUCGACUGCAAGUGCAACGCCACCUACCAGUUCACGUGCAAGGACAAGUUCUGCAAGCCCCUGUUCUGGGUCUGUGACUCCGUGAGGGACUGUGAGGAUGGCAGCGACGAGGAGGGCUGCAGCUGCCCGCCCAAUACCUUCAAGUGCGACAACGGGAAGUGCCUCCCUCAGAGCCAGCAGUGUGACAGGAAGGACGACUGUGGCGACGGGUCCGAUGAGGCCAGGUGCCAAGACGUGAAAGCCGUCACCUGCACGGAACACACCUACCACUGCCUCAACGGACUCUGUGUGGACAAGAGCAACCCCCAGUGUGACGGGAACGAGGACUGUACUGAUGGCUCGGACGAGAAGGACUGUGACUGUGGGCGGCGGUCGUUCACCAGGCAGUCCCGGGUCGUCGGAGGUGAGAAUUCGGACCAAGGCGAGUGGCCCUGGCAGGUGAGCCUCCACGCCCUCGGCCACGGCCACUUGUGCGGGGCCUCUCUCAUCUCCCCCAGCUGGAUGGUAUCCGCUGCACACUGCUUUGUCGACGACAGAGGAUUCAGGUACUCGGAGCACAGCAUGUGGACGGCCUUCCUGGGCCUGCAUGACCAGAGCAAGCGCAACGCCCCGGGGGUGCAGGAGCGCGGGCUGCAGCGGAUCAUCAAGCACCCGUUUUUCAACGACUUCACCUUCGACUACGACAUUGCGCUGCUGCAGCUGGACCGGCCGGUGGAGUACAGCGCCACCAUCCGGCCCAUCUGCCUGCCCGCGGCCGACCACACCUUCCCCGCCGGCAAGGCCAUCUGGGUCACUGGCUGGGGCCACACGCAGGAAGCAGGCCAGGGAGCUAUGAUCCUGCAGAAGGGCGAGAUCCGGGUCAUCAACCAGACGACUUGCGAGCACCUGCUGCCGCAGCAGAUCACCCCACGCAUGAUUUGCGUGGGCUACCUCAGCGGUGGCGUGGACGCCUGCCAGGGCGACUCCGGGGGCCCCUUGUCCAGCCCAGAGGCGGAUGGGCGGAUGUUUCAGGCCGGCGUGGUGAGCUGGGGCGAGGGCUGCGCGCAGAGGAACAAACCCGGCGUGUACACGAGGCUCCCUGUGUUCCGGGACUGGAUUAAAGCGCAGAUCGGGGUAUAG